Messenger RNA from Echinops telfairi (small Madagascar hedgehog), 982 nucleotides. It is a transcript of the gene CD74, whose product is annotated as CD74 molecule. Gene Ontology annotation, biological process: intracellular protein transport; negative regulation of DNA damage response, signal transduction by p53 class mediator; protein trimerization. The transcript has 9 exons. Gene Ontology annotation, molecular function: macrophage migration inhibitory factor binding; MHC class II protein binding; cytokine receptor activity. The record is from RefSeq and is a predicted model, not a curated record. Gene Ontology annotation, cellular component: cytoplasm; cell surface; membrane. Bases 84 to 929 code for a protein of 281 amino acids. NCBI's taxonomy places the organism in Eukaryota, Metazoa, Chordata, Mammalia, Afrosoricida, Tenrecidae.
GUGCGCCGGGCUUCAGGGUCUCAGACACCAGGCAGCAGCAGCAGCAGCAGCAGGAGCUACAGGGAAGACCAGAGGCCAGGGCCAUGGAAGACCAGCGAGACCUCAUCUCCAACCAUGAGCAGCUACCCAUGCUGGGCGAGCGUCCCCGAGGCUCAGAGAGCAUGUGCGGCCGUGGGGCCCUCUACACUGGCUUCUCCAUCCUGGUGGCGCUGCUCCUGGCUGGCCAGGCCACCACUGCCUACUUCCUGUACCAGCAGCAGGGCCGCGUGGACAAGCUGAUGGUCACCUCGCAGAAGCUGCAGCUGGAGAGCCUGCGCAUGAAGCUUCCCAAGCCGCCCAUGCCGGUGAACAAGAUGCGGUUCGCCGCCCCCAUGCUGAUGCGCCCGCUGCCCUUGGAAGGCCUGCCCCAGGGGCCCACACAGAAUGCCACCAAGUACGGCAACAUGCCCCAGGACCACGUCAUGCACAUGCUGCUGAGGUCUGACCCCACAAAAGUGUACCCGCAGCUGAAGGACAGCUUACCAGACAACCUGAAGCACCUUAAGAACACCAUGGGGACCCUGGAAUGGCAGGCCUUUGAGGGCUGGCUGCACCAGUGGCUCCUGUUUGAAAUGAGCAAGAACUCCCUGGAGGAGAGGCCCGCCGCCGAGAGUACAACGAAAGCACUGACCAAGUGCCAGGAAGAGGUCAGCCGCAUCCCUGCCACCCACCCGGGCACGUUCAGGCCCACGUGCGACGAGGACGGCAACUACUUGCCGCUCCAGUGCUAUGGGAGCAUCGGCUACUGCUGGUGCGUCUUCCCCAACGGCACCGAGGUCCCCCGCACCAGGAGCCGCGGGCGCCACGACUGCAGUGAGCCCCUGGAGCUGGAGGACCUGUCCUCUGGGCUGGGGAUGACCAGGCAGACCGGCUAUCAAGUGUACGUCUGAGAACAGCCAUGGCUGCUUCACACAGCCACCCCUGCGUGGCCACAGCUUUCUAG